AUGCUUUUCUUCAUGGGGAUCUUAAAGAAACAAUUUAUCUCCGACAACCUCAAGGCUUUGUUAACCCCACAAAGCCCGAUUAUGUUUGCAAACUUCACAAGUCUUUAUAUGGCCUCAAGCAAGCCCCUCGGGCAUGGUUCACCUGUCUCUCCACAGCUUUACACAGGAAGAUUACAACAGCUUCAAAAGUUGAAAAUAACAGAGUGCCGUUCACUAAGGAAGAUAUUUGAAAUUGAAGGGGAUAGCAACGACUGUUGUCAUAGUGACAUUGAUAAAGGCAGCGAUAUAGUAACAACCCCAAGAUUCGUAAAUAUGAUUCUACUUGAAUUGCCCAAGUUAAAGAUAUUGCGAAUCAAUCAAUGUGACCUUUUGGAACAUAUUUUCACAAGCUCCACACUCAAGAGUCUCAAGCAACUGGAAGAGUUGACAAUAGAAGAGUGCAAGGCAAUGAAAAUAAUUGUGAAGGAAGAUGGAGAGCACUCAACAUCUAAAGUUGUCAUCUUUCCCCUACUAAAGUCGCUCACAUUAACUGAUUUACCAAAUGUUGAAGGUUUUUUCUUGGGGAUGAAUGAGUUUCGAUGGCCACUGUUGGAUAAGGUUAAGAUCUUUGGCUGCUCACAAAUAAUGGUGUUUACAUCUGGUCACUCAAUGACCCUAAAGCUCAACUGUAUGCAUACUGGAUUAGGAAGACAUAGUCUUGAAUGUGGCGUCAACUUUCAGUUGACCAAUGAAUCAAAUGAGGACAUGAGUCUAUUGCUGUUCCAAGAGCUACGCAUAAGUGAUUGCAAAAAUAUGGAAGUAGUUGUCAAGCAAGUGGAAGAAGAUUCUGAUACUACAGCGAAUGAGGUUAUUGUGUUCCCUUGUCUAAAAUCCGUAAUACUUAAGUUGCUUGAAAAUCUCAAGGGAGUUUACUUGGGACCGGAGGCUUUUAUGUAG
This is a messenger RNA of Erigeron canadensis, 936 nucleotides long. RefSeq lists its product as uncharacterized. NCBI's taxonomy places the organism in Eukaryota, Viridiplantae, Streptophyta, Magnoliopsida, Asterales, Asteraceae. The transcript is spliced from 3 exons. The coding region runs from base 1 to 936 and encodes 311 amino acids. The record is from RefSeq and is a predicted model, not a curated record.